AUGAACAAUGCACCCGCAGCCGUUGGGACAAGUCCCUUCAGCAACCUGGACAUCUGGUGCGACUGGACAGGAGACCCGAAUGAUGCAGUGGACGUCUCCAUCGCCAUCGAGGCCUGGUGUACCCCAAACAUCCGCCUGCCAGUCUUCAACAUCCACUCUCCGUACAUGAUAGGCGGACCAACAUUCUCCAUCGUCCCAAAGAAUAACCCAAAGAGCGAAAGCAAACGCACCGAUGCAGAUACAGGCGCACGCGCAGAUGGCGCUUCCGAUACCACGCGCCCAUUCACAGAUUCCCCAGUAACACCCACCCAUCCAGCCAAGCAAAAAGGCAAAGGCAAAGGCAAGAAAGCGGAAUCAGACUCCAAAUCCAGCUCCAAGUUUGACAGGCUCUUCGAUAGAGAUGGCGACAGUGGUGCAUUCUCCGGUGCAGAAAGCCUCAUUCUCAGUCCUGAAUUGCCAGAACUCACCAAACCGGUUGAUAUUGGCGUCCUCUAUACCCAGGCCAAUACAAGUCUCUCGGAUUUUUUGACACCCUCCAAGUUGCCAAAUUCACGUAAGCGUACGGCUAAAGCUGCUUCGCUUCCUGAUUCUAUUCCUGACGAGGAUCGUGAUGUGAGGUAUGAUGGUGAUGGUGAUGGACAUAGGCCUGUUAAGCCGGAACGAGCGUCGCCGAGACCUUCAGUGCCUUCGGUGGAUGUGUUUGUGGCUCAGGUUCCCAGUGAUAACAGCUACAAUAGUUCUCCCUCGCGUCUUCCUCGGCCUAUUCGCAUUCCUCGUCAGGCUAGUCUUGAUGAUAUUGGUGUCUUGCCUGAGAAUGUCCCGUUGCCAACUGAUUCGGCUCCUGUUUCUGCGGCGGAGUUUCGUCGGCAUGAGGGUGGUGCUCCAUUUCAGAGGCGGCCUUGGUUCUGGGAUGAGGUUUUGCCUAGAGAAGAUGCUCCUGAGGAAGAUGCUCAACAGGAUGAUGAAGAGGGUGUCUUCGAUGCGUGGGCCUCUCUUGGGCCUCAUGACAAGGACUACUCCACGCGCACUCCACUGGCUGACGAGAAAGAGCAAAAGCUAGAUGCCUUCUCCACUAUUGUUUCACCCGGAAACUCUUCACGUUUCGGUGGGAAGCAAGACAGCGCUGUUACUUAUGGAUCCGACGGCUCAUCCGGUCACGAAGAUGGGGAUGCCUACGGAGUCCCUUUGGCUCGACUGUUCACUCCACGAAUCUCACCCGUACCCGAUUCCAACGCAGGAGCCCAGCUCAUCAUAAUCGGCAAUCUUCUUUACGUGCAAACCUCUCUUACACUCUCGCCUGCCAUAUACCAGUUGUCAGUCACUGUUUCCCUCCAAGUGAGGCAGGGACAAAAGGAUUGGUGGGAGGUGGUUCUAACUGGACUGCCUCGACUUCGUCCCGAUGAGUAUGGAUAUCUGUAUUUCCGAACUCCUCUUGGCCAAGGAAUUGAAUUCCGCACCACUGGAUUCAAGCGAAAUAAGGUAGCUGAAAAUUACCUGAUUGCCCAGUUCAUGGUGACGCAGAGACUCGUCGUCCCGUUUCGAGUUUGCGACGCCCAGUUCUACGGUUUCCUCAAGGACUUCAAGGUCAACCAUCUCAUCCAGAGCGAAGUGAAGGAGAAUGAUAUUGAUCCAUUGUCCUACAUUGUCAGCUACCGUGCCAUGUGCUCCAUCGAAUUGAUUCAACGCGACUUUUGGGCGGAAAAGUGCAGCUUCAAUCUCUAUAUUCAUGGUGGCCCAGACGGCGUGUACACCGGCACUCUCCUACCGGAUCAAACAAGUCUCCAGACUAUUAAGCUAGAUACAUGUACCGAUAUGUGCGUUGGAAACUGUCAGGUCCGCGUCACAUGCCCCCGUUCGUGUCUGAGUAUGUUUAUGCUGGCCUGGGAAACCAGUUUGCCAUACCACGCAGCCGUCAGCUGGACGCCACAGAUCAAGACCACCUCGUUGGCCAAUGAGGCAGAGAUGAAACUUCAACUUGAGUUUGCUCAGAUUAAGCCCGAAAGCAGCGAGGUCGAGGAGGUCGAGGAGGCCAACCCUGUUAUCCAGGAUGUUGUGCCUCAUCGUGAGCCUGUGGUUAGAUUUGUCGAGCACAAGAAACCAAACUCAUCUCGUAUUGUGCAGGGCUUGUGGGUUAUAUGGGAUAUCACCUCGUUUAUUUUCCAGCUGAUCGUCAUUAUGGCAUCUCUCACUAUCAUUUACUCGUGCUCCCUGCGGAAAAGCCCUGGCUUCCUGUCUCCAAUCAGCGGCGGUUACACUCUUCACUGCCUACACCAACGGUCUUUCCCCGACAUACCGGCUGCUUCAGUGAAUUUCGCUCCUCAAGAAUGGCCAGUGAUGGAAACAUUACAGGUGGAAGACUUUAAGACAGAGUUCAUUGAGUCGGAGACAGUCGAUUCAAAGACUGUUCAGCCUGAGCCAACUCAGACAAAGACUGGGCCAACCAUCUCCUCUCUAUUGUCCAUGCGUGAUCGCGUGGACUAUCUCCUGGGAUGGAGAGGACCAAUUUGA
Molecule: messenger RNA, 2508 nt
Organism: Penicillium antarcticum
Lineage: Eukaryota; Fungi; Ascomycota; Eurotiomycetes; Eurotiales; Aspergillaceae
Exons: 2
Coding region: 1-2508 (835 amino acids)
Source: RefSeq, a predicted model, not a curated record